CGGGCUCCGUCUGAGUCGGGGCGACGUCGACCUCGGCUCAUCAUCUCGGGACGCGAUGACGACGGCGAGCGGCGAUGGGUUCGGGUGGACGACUUGGUGGGGCCUGAGCCCGGCACUCGACUUCCAGAUGCAAGACCACAGCAGCAGCAUGGAGGGCCGCAGGGCCGACGGGCCUGACGGCCUGCCCCAGCUGCACGUGCUGGUGGCCGGGGCCUCCGACGGGCGCCACCUCCUCAAGACGGUGGCGCAGGCCCGCCGGUGGCCCCGAGCGCGGAUCCACUUCUACGUCUUGGAGAGCUUCCUGGAGCUGUACGGGAGACAACUGCUGCUCCUCACCCUUGCCCUGGAGGCUCCUCACCGCAUGGGCCUGCAGGAGAAGAGCGAGCUCUUUGUGGAGCUGUUUGGCAACAGCCUGCUGCGUUCGCACACCGCCACCUACCUGCGCCAGCAGGCGCAGCUGCUCGUGGAGGUGGUCACUGACCAGGAGCUGGCUGCCCGCCGGCUGCCCUGGCUCGACUUGUCGGCCCUGAAGGUGAACGCAGUUUGUCUACGGCUACGGCUUUGUCUUUGUCCUCUCGCCCGGGUGCCGCGAUGA
Messenger RNA from Lethenteron reissneri (Far Eastern brook lamprey), 595 nucleotides. RefSeq names its product dynein axonemal assembly factor 3-like. NCBI's taxonomy places the organism in Eukaryota, Metazoa, Chordata, Hyperoartia, Petromyzontiformes, Petromyzontidae. Gene Ontology annotation, biological process: axonemal dynein complex assembly; motile cilium assembly. The record is from RefSeq and is a predicted model, not a curated record.